AUGGCUGGAGUCUGCAAGCGCGGACGAGGCGCUAAGGUCCAGACCAGUACUGCCUACCCUUUGCCCCCAGAAAGAGGAGGAGCCGACAACCAGGUCCACGCACGCGCUCUCCUCUCUCCCCUCACCUUCGACCUCUGGAGGGCUCACGUGAGGCACGCCCCCUCCUCGCGCCUUCCCAGGCUUCGCGGGUGGGACCGCCCCUUGCCCUUCGCGCCUCUUUGCGCACGCGCUAGGACACGCCCCUUCCACCGGCGGGAUCGCCCCGAGCCCUCGCGCCUCUGCUGCACGCAGGAGCUGCGGCUUCUUGCCGCUUGCGGCCUUUGCGGGUCCCCAGAUGCGUUCUGUUGCCUCCUCCCUCUCCGUCCGGUUCCUGGCCGGAGGUGUCUGGCGGGACCGAGAAUCCGGAGAGGCGGCGAGGGAGCCCCUGAGCGCGGCCUCCGGGGGCGGGCAGCGGCGCGGUCUGAGGUAAAUGCCUGGCCCGGCCGGUCGGACCCUCGCGGGGCCGGUUCCCGCCGCCGCCGCCAGUGGGCAGGGCUUCUCCUCGCCCCGACCUCGGUCUCCGGUCUGCCAACCGGGCCGGCCCACCGCACGGGACUGCGGAGGAAGCAGAGAUGCCUACUGGAUCACAGAACAUUGAAAUUGUUGGAAGUUGUGACUGUCCUACCCCCCAGUCACCAAGAGCCAAAUGGGAAGUUUCACAAGAAUGUAGAUGGUCCGUCUUGGCUCACCAUUUUAAUCUCCAGCACCAAGCCUGGUAUUCAGAUGGAAACAGAGGCAAAAGGAGGUGUGGUUCUUAAAGACAAAACUGGGGGUGCGCCUGGGUGGCUCAGUCGUUAAGCGUCUGCCUUCAGCUCGGGUCAUGAUCCCAGGGUUCUGGGAUCAAGCCCUGCGUCGGGCUCCCUGCUCUGUGCGAAGCCUGCUUCUCCCUCUCCCAUUCCCACUGCUUGUGUUCCCUCUCUUGCUGUCUCUCUGUUAAAUAAAUAAAUAAAAUCUUUUAAAAAUUAAAAAAAAAAAAAAAGACAAAAAUGGGAUACGAAGUCCGGUCUCCUAGUUCUCAGGCCAGCCAGCAUUCUUUUUACUUUCCUUUGUGUUCUCUCAGUGUUGGGGUUGGAACAUCUAACCCUUUCAUUUUACAAAUGGGAAACUGGGGCCUUGAAAGGGGAAGGACUCAUCCAA
This is a messenger RNA of Mustela lutreola (European mink), 1176 nucleotides long. RefSeq lists its product as uncharacterized. Lineage: Eukaryota; Metazoa; Chordata; Mammalia; Carnivora; Mustelidae. The transcript is spliced from 4 exons. Bases 1 to 837 code for a protein of 278 amino acids. The record is from RefSeq and is a predicted model, not a curated record.